AUGGAGUCUAACGAAACCGAGUUUCGAGUUAUCAUGGUUCCAUGGUUGGCUCAUGGUCAUAUUUCUCCUUUCCUUGAGCUUGCUAAGGUACUGAUCCUGAGAAAGUUCAGUGUAUUCUUCUGUUCAACUCCAGUUAAUCUGGAUUCUAUCAAGCCAAAACUUCCAAAAACUCCCUCUGAUCUUCCAAUAAACUUUGUGGAGCUGCAUCUUCCAUCUUUGUCAGAGCUUCCCCCUCAUCUGCAUACAACAAAUGGGCUGCCUGCGCAUCUCAUGUCCACGCUCAUUCGAGCUUUGGAAAUGGCAAGCUCAUCUUUCUCCGGGAUCAUAGAUUCUGUUCAACCUCAUAUCAUCAUUUAUGACAUUUAUCAAUCAUGGGUGCCUCAGGUUGCUUUAGUCUACAAUAUUCCAGCAGUUCAUUUCCAAACAACUGGGGCUACAGCAUCGGCUUUCUACCUUAGGAUGUUCAAGCACCGCGGCGUUCAAUUUCCAUCUCCAAGGAUUUUUCUCAGGGAAUAUGAGAUAAAGAAGAUGAGCCGAGCUGAAUCCACAUUGAACGAUGGCAAGGAUAAAGAUCGCGUCUUUGAUUGCAUUGAUCAGUCCUCUGAUGUCAUCCUGAUUAAAAGUUGCAGAGAACUGGAGGGGAACUACAUCGAUUUUCUAUCUUUGUUGACAAAGAAAAAUAUAUUUCCUGUUGGUUCACUAGUUCAUGACUCUGUGGAAGAUGAUGACAGUGAGAGUUUGAAGAUUAAACAAUGGCUAAACAAGAAGCCCCAUGCUUCAACUGUGUUUGUUUCUUUUGGCAGUGAAUGUUUUCUAUCCAAGGAGGAAUUAGAACAGAUUGCUAAUGGUUUGGAUUGUAGCAAUGUGAACUUUAUUUGGGCAAUUCGGUUUCCUGCUGGGAGUAAAGAGAGUUUAGAAGAAUCAUUACCUGCUGGAUAUCUUGACAGAGUGAAAGGGAAAGGAUUAGUCUUUGAGGGAUGGGCACCACAAGUGAAAAUCCUAACUCACUCUAGUAUUGGUGGUUUUGUGAGUCAUUGUGGAUGGAGUUCAAUGAUGGAGAGCUUAUAUUUCGGCGUACCUAUUAUCGCCAUGCCAAUGCAACUCGAUCAACCUCUGAAUGCAAGGCUUGUAGUCGAGAUUGGGGCGGGGAAGGAAGUCAUUCGCGACGAGAAAGGGUUGCUGAAUGCAGAGGAGAUAGCCAGAGUGGUGAAAGAAGUUGUGAUGGGAAAUGAAGGACUAGAGAACAGAAGAAAAGCGAGAGAAUUCGGCGAAAGGAUUCGCGCAAAUGCAGAUAAAGAAAUCAAUGCAGCUGUAGAGCAGCUAGUAAAACUAUGUGAGAAGGCACAAAUCAAAAGCUAA
This is a messenger RNA of Oldenlandia corymbosa var. corymbosa, 1359 nucleotides long. The record is from the annotation of a GenBank genome assembly. Lineage: Eukaryota; Viridiplantae; Streptophyta; Magnoliopsida; Gentianales; Rubiaceae.